Neoarius graeffei (lesser salmon catfish) is the source of this 687-nucleotide messenger RNA. RefSeq names its product brain-specific homeobox (gene bsx). Bases 1 to 687 code for a protein of 228 amino acids. Lineage: Eukaryota; Metazoa; Chordata; Actinopteri; Siluriformes; Ariidae. Gene Ontology annotation, biological process: regulation of DNA-templated transcription. The transcript is spliced from 3 exons. Gene Ontology annotation, molecular function: DNA binding; DNA-binding transcription factor activity, RNA polymerase II-specific. The record is from RefSeq and is a predicted model, not a curated record.
AUGAACCUGAACUACACGUCUCCGGGCGCACAGAUGCCCAGUCAGAGGUCAACGUCCUUCUUCAUUGAAGACAUUUUGCUCCACAAGCCGAAGCCUUUGCGGGAUGUGUUUCCGUCGCCUUUCUCCAACUCGCUCGCGUCUCGGAUGCCUCUGCUUGAAUACGGAUACCCCCUCAUGCCCACUCCGAUCCUCGCCUCCCAUCCACACCAUCCGCUGCACAAACCAGAACAUCACCCCUACUUCUUCACCUCCGGAGUGCAGAUGCCAUCGUUGUUCCAGCAUCACCCGGAGCUGCCCGGGAAACACUGCAGGCGCCGGAAAGCGCGCACCGUUUUCUCGGACUCGCAGCUGUCCGGCCUGGAAAAGCGCUUUGAAAUGCAGCGGUAUCUCUCAACCCCGGAGCGUGUGGAGCUGGCCACAGCACUCAGCCUCUCAGAAACACAGGUGAAAACUUGGUUUCAGAACCGAAGGAUGAAGCAUAAAAAGCAAUUAAGGAAAACGCAGGAGGAGCAGAAGACACCCGGGGACUCGGACAGAUCUGUGGAGAACUCGAGUGCCGGCGAGCUGCACGACAAAAGCGCAGGAGACGCAAAAGACGCAAUGAGUCCGGACAGAUACACGGUGGAUGAAAACGAAGACGAGGUCGAUAUUGAGGACGACAUCUGCUCCCCUGAACAUUUACUAUAG